Sphenostylis stenocarpa is the source of this 450-nucleotide messenger RNA. Lineage: Eukaryota; Viridiplantae; Streptophyta; Magnoliopsida; Fabales; Fabaceae. The record is from the annotation of a GenBank genome assembly.
AUGGCAGAACAACUCACCGAUGACCAGAUCUCUGAGUUCAAAGAAGCCUUCAGCUUGUUCGAUAAGGAUGGCGAUGGUUGCAUCACAACAAAGGAGCUUGGAACCGUUAUGCGUUCUUUGGGUCAGAAUCCUACUGAGGCAGAGCUCCAAGACAUGAUCAACGAAGUAGAUGCUGAUGGAAAUGGCACCAUUGACUUCCCUGAGUUCUUGAACCUCAUGGCUAGAAAGAUGAAGGACACUGACUCUGAAGAGGAGCUGAAAGAAGCGUUCCGAGUGUUUGACAAGGACCAGAAUGGGUUCAUUUCUGCUGCUGAGCUCCGCCACGUGAUGACCAACCUUGGGGAGAAGCUCACUGACGAAGAGGUUGAUGAGAUGAUUCGAGAAGCUGACGUUGAUGGUGAUGGCCAAAUAAAUUAUGACGAGUUUGUUAAGGUCAUGAUGGCCAAGUGA